AUGGCACGCAGCACCACAUGGCCUGACAUCUGUGCGCUGCGCUGCCUGCCCAACCGCCGCACGCUCUUCCUCACGCUCUGCGACCUCUCGCUGCCGCUCGUGCAAGAGACUCUCGCAGCACUGCCUGAGAGGCAAACAUGUGAUCCCACGUCGGGGUUCUUCCACAAGCAGACUCUAGCGCGCAUGCGAGACGCAGUGCGCCUGGCGUUCUACCGCCUGCUGCCCAACCGCCACGAGCUCUCGCUCUUCUACCCGCGCGUGCGCAACACGCGCGGCUACUCCGUGCGCAAACCCGUCAAGCUGCCCCCCGGAGAGCUCAGCCUGCCCGAAGAAGACGCGUACCUGACCGGGGAGAGGAAAGGAAGCGUCUGGAGGAAGCCGGAGAGUGGGGGGUUGGGUGGAGGGGAGGGAGGGGGGAAGGGAGGAAGGGAGGGAGGGGGAAAGGGAGGUGGGGAAGGGGGGGGAGGAGGGGAGGGGAAGGGAGUGGGGAACGUGAGUGGGGGGGGAGAGGAAGGGCGCGCGGGAGGGGAACUGGGAGGCGAGGAGGAAACGGGAGAGGGUUUGGUAGGGCGAUGGGAGUCAGGUGGGGGGGAGGUAGGUGGGGAGGAGGAUGCAGGAGAUGGGGGUAGGCAUGGUGGUGUGGGAUGGGGGGCUGGGGGUGAUAGCUUGGGAAGCAAAGGCUAUGGAGAGGGGGGUGCAGAAGGGGGAGUGGAGAGGGAGAACCGAGGAGAUGGGGAAGGAGGGAGGGAGGGUGUGGAAGGGGUGGGGCGGGGUGGGGAUGUGCAUGAGUGGGUGGAGCGAGAGGAGGAGAUGCAGGAGGAGGAUACAGAAGGGGGGCCUCUUUUGGCAAUGUAUGGGGGGGAUGUGGGGGAGGAGGAUAGGGGGGAGGAGGGAGAGGAGGGCAGGGAGGACGGGAGAAAGGAGGAUAGGGAGGAGGAUAGAGAGGAUGGUAGAGAGGGAGAGGAAAAAGGGGGUUUGUUUGUGGAUGAUGGUGAAGGAGAGGGUGCCACAAUGGGGGACGAUGUGUGGGCAAUGGGUACCCUAGGGCAAAUAAUAGCUGGUGCUGCGCUUCAGGGAGCAUUGGGGGCAUUGGGGGGGCUGGGUGGGUUGGGGAGAUUGCAGGAAGAUGGGACGCAGGAGGACGGUGGUGGACAGGAGGACGCGGGUAUGUUCGCAUUCUAUGGGGACGAGGAGGAUGAGGACGAAGAUGACUGGCGCUACUACGACUUCGGCCCCAAGGCGAUCCCGCCGCUACUGUGUCUGGGUGGCGUGGCGGCGACCGCGGACGCCUUCCACAAGCAGGUGCUCGCGCUCGCCGCCAAGGGCUUCCGCGUGAUCGCCGCGGACCCCCCGCCCGUGUGGUCGCACCAGCAGUGGAUUAAAGCCGUCGACCAAUUUCUAGACGCGCUCCGGGUGCACCAGGUGCAUCUAUAUGGCACGUCACUGGGCGGGUUUCUGUUCCAGCUGUACGCGCAGCAGCGGCCGCGGCGGGUGCUAUCACUCGUGCUCUCCAACUCGUUCUUUGACACGCACUUCUUCAACGUUGCCUUCGGCUCCUGGUCCUCCAUGUUCCCCUACUCGCCCGAUUUCGUGCUGAAGCGUCUGGUGCUCUCAGGCCUGAGGGACGGCCCGCACGAGCCACUGAUAGCGGACUCUAUCGACUUUGUUGUCUCGCGCCUGGAUUCUCUCUCUCGCGCUGAGCUCGCUUCGCGCCUCACUCUCAACACGCUGCCUGCCGUGCUGCCGCCACUGCAGCAGAUGCCAGAGCAGAGCAUGACUCUCAUGGACUGCAAUGACUUUGCUGCUGUCGCCUGGCAACUGCGGGACGCGCUGUACACGCGCUACCCCAACGCCACGCGUGCCUUCCUCAAGAGCGGCGGCGACUUUCCCUUCCUCUCGCGAGCCGAUGAGGUGAACCUGCACCUCUUCCUGCACCUGCGCCGAGUGGAUGCUGAGAGAGAGCCUGGGCAUACCGACAUUCUCGCCCCUACUCUUCCUGCUGUGGUUCCUGCGUCUUCUGCCGCUGCUUCUGCCGCUUCUGCGGCUUCUGUGGCUUCUGCUGUCGCUUCUACUGCUGGUGAUGCUUCUUCCGGUUUUGCUGAUUCGCACGCUCAUGCGCUCGCUGCUCCUGCGGGUUCUUCUGCUGGGGCUGUUGAUUCUGCAGCGUCUUCUUUCACCUCUGCUGCUUCUGUCUUCUCCUCGUCCAUCCCUUUGGCUCCGCACGACUUGCCCUCCUCCUCCUCCUCUCUGCCUCUCUCCACGCCUGCACUCCUGGAACACCAUGCCUCGCCGCUAGCUUCGGCCAAUCCUUUCGAUCCUCUUUCACCUCCGCUCGAUCCUCUUGGCCUGGCUUGGCAAGGCUCGCCGCUGCAGCCACCACCACCUUUGGUGCCGGCUCUUCCAGGUACAGGCAUUGGAGCAGGAUUGGGAGGGGGAGGCGUAGGGGAGGCAGUGAGAGGGGUGAGUGGCAGUAGCAGUGAUGUAACUGCAGGGGAGGAUGAUGGGGAGGAGGCAACCAGUGCUGCAGCACAGGCACUGGAAGGGACAGAAGGGGAGGUGCUUUCCAGGGAAGGUACCACUGGGGGUCCCCUUGCAGGGGAGGCAGAGGAGAGGGGCGUGAGGGAGGAGGAGGCGGGGGGAGAGGCGGGCCAGGGGAAUGAGAGUGAGGAGGAGGAGGAAGAGGAGGAGUCAGAUGCCGCGCAGUUUCGGAGCCAGGCGAGUAACUGGCUACGGUUUGUGGAACCGGAACAUUACGGGGAGGAGGAGGAGGGGGGGAGCAGGGCAGAGGAAGAGGAGGGAGAAGAGAAGGGGGAGGGAGUGGAGGAGGUGUCGGAAGGUGUGGAGCGGUUAGCAGUAGGGGACAGCCCGUUGGGUUGA
Closterium sp. NIES-65 is the source of this 2877-nucleotide messenger RNA. The record is from the annotation of a GenBank genome assembly. NCBI's taxonomy places the organism in Eukaryota, Viridiplantae, Streptophyta, Zygnematophyceae, Desmidiales, Closteriaceae.